CUAAUUUCAACCCCAGCACACCAAAAGUCAGCGUCUCUCUCCCCAUCUACUUCUCCCUCUCCCUCUUCUUCUUCUUCUUCUUAUUCUUUCUUCUCAUUCUCUUAAGCUUCCUUAUCUCUAAACUGAAAGUGAUUUCAGUUGUCUUAUAUUUCUCUUUAGAGUUGGAGGUUGUAUAAAUUUAUUUUAUUAUUUUUAUUAUUAUUUUUUUAUUCUUGGUUUGAUGGGUAAUGGGAUUGGGAAACUCACUGUCUGUUUCACGGGAGCCGGAGAAGCUCGCCGGAGACAGGAUAUAUCGAUGUUUAUAUCAGACCCUUUUGACGAGGGCCUCGGUCACUCCUUCUGCUACGUCCGGCCAGACCCUAUACGGCUUUCCUGCUCCAAAGUCCAUUCCGAGGAAACGAAUACCUUCCGCACUAUCUCCGGCGCCUCCGUGAGUGCUAACACAUCGACGCCGCUAUCAACGGCAUUUGUAGAUCCUUAUGUGUAUAAUUCUAUGGACAGAGCUGCGGCUUUUGAGAGCUCAACUUCUUUUGCUUCAAUUCCUCUGCAACCAAUCCCGAGAAAUCUCAUCGGUUCCAUCAAUUCGGGUCCUUUGACAGGGAUGACGGGUCUUAUUCCGGGUUCGGGUCCACUGGAGAGGGGAUUCAUGUCGGGUCCAAUUGAGAGGGGAUUUAUGUCGGGUCCGUUGGAUCGUGGGUUGUUCUCGGGUCCUCUUGAGAGAGGCGGUUCUGAUCAGUUUCAGAGGAGCUUCUCUCAUGCGAGUUUCCCUUUCAAACCCAGAUCGGCAAAGAGGAAACUGAUUCGAGUUCUUCAAAGAGCCAUAUCCAAAACCUUAUCUCGUGGGCAGAACUCGAUGGUGACUCCGAUCAAAGGCGUUAUUAGAGAGCCAGAUUGGAUUCUGAAUCCAGAGAAGCAGCACAAUGAGAAUUUGACUGUGAGUAGCAUUAAUUUGAGUAAUGAUGGUAGUUUAGAGGAUGAUGAUUCUUUUGAGAGCCAAACUCUUCAAUGGGCACAAGGGAGAGCAGGGGAGGAUCGUGUACAUGUUGUUGUUUCAGAGGAACACGAAUGGGUUUUUGUUGGGAUUUAUGACGGAUUCAAUGGCCCAGAUGCGACUGAUUAUCUUUCCUCCAAUCUCUACUCUGCUGUUCAUAAGGAGCUCAAGGGAUUGUUGUGGGAUGAUAAGUUUGAGUCUGCUACAAUCUCUGCCCCUGCUUCCUCCCCUGUUGGAUCACAAGGUACUAAUUCAACUUUAGAAACUGUGUUGCAAAGUAGUCAAAGAAAUGAUGAGUGUUCGCGGUGCUUGGACCAAGAGAAUCAUCCAUGUACUAGUCAUAAUGCAAGUUUUGAUUCCAAUUCCAAUAGAAAAAGGAAGUCCAGAGGCAAGUAUAAAGGUGCUGCAAAGAAAUGGGAGGAGAAUCAGAUGAGAUGGAAGUGUGAAUGGGAUAGAGAAAGAAUAGAGCUUGAUGAGAGAUUAAAGAAGCAAUUGAAUCGAUCUGGGUCUGACAAUGGAGCUAUAAAUCAUGCAGGAGUGUUAAAGGCUCUGUCCCAGGCUUUGAAGAAAACAGAGGAGGCAUAUUUGGAUAUUGCUGAUAAGAUGCUAAUGGAGAAUCCAGAGUUGGCUUUGAUGGGUUCGUGUGUGCUUGUGAUGUUAAUGAAGGGAGAAGAUGUGUAUGUGAUGAAUGUGGGUGACAGUCGAGCAGUAUUAGCUCAAAAAGCCGAUCCUGAUUACAGGCUGGGUAAGAGCAGGCAGGACUUGGAGAGAAUAAAUGAGGAAACAUUAUAUGAUCUUGAAACUUAUGAAUGUGAAAGAACUAAUUCAAUAUCCACUUUGACUGCCUUUCAGCUUAGUGUUGAUCAUAGCACCAAUUUGGAAGAGGAAGUUCAAAGGAUAAAAUCAGAGCAUCUUGAUGAUGCUUGUGCUGUGGUGAACCAGCGUGUGAAAGGUUCUUUGAAAGUUACUAGAGCUUUUGGUGCAGGUUUUCUCAAGCAGCCCAAAUGGAACAAUGCAAUUCUGGAGACAUUCAGAAUAGAUUACAUUGGCAAUUCCCCAUACAUAAAUUGUUUACCAUAUCUCUGCCACCAUAGACUAGGCCCAAAAGACAGAUUUCUGAUACUUUCCUCUGACGGGCUUUAUCAAUACUUUACAAACGAAGAAGCUAUCAACGAAGUCGAACUUUUCAUAGCAUUGCAACCUGAAGGGGAUCCAGCACAGCAUCUGAUUGAGGAAGUUCUCUUCCGUGCAGCAAACAAAGCUGGUAUGGAUUUUUAUGAGUUGCUUGAAAUACCACAGGGUGAUCGACGGCGAUAUCACGAUGAUAUUUCCAUAAUCGUUAUUUCUUUAGAGGGGAGGAUAUGGAGAUCAUGUGUAUAAGUAGUUUAAACCACAGAUAGAAGAUAUAGAGCUCUCCCCCCACAAAAAAAAGGUCAGGCAUUUCCUUUUUGCCAUUUUCUUUUUUCCUGGUCACCUCUGCAACAACAACUAAGCUCCUGGAAAUAUGAGCAUCUGAGAAACUUCAGCAAUGUAGUGGGCGAUGAGGAGUGUAAAGUUUUAAAAAAGCAGCUUUUUGUUGAUUAUAAACUGUGAUAGAAAAUUAUUGUAAUUCUAAAUUAAUAAAUGGCCUUCCUUUUGAAAAGGGUUUUGUUCCA
Manihot esculenta (cassava) is the source of this 2646-nucleotide messenger RNA. RefSeq names its product probable protein phosphatase 2C 4. The transcript has 4 exons. Bases 221 to 2371 code for a protein of 716 amino acids. Gene Ontology annotation, molecular function: protein serine/threonine phosphatase activity. The record is from RefSeq and is a predicted model, not a curated record. Gene Ontology annotation, biological process: protein dephosphorylation. Lineage: Eukaryota; Viridiplantae; Streptophyta; Magnoliopsida; Malpighiales; Euphorbiaceae.